AUUAUUGCUAAACUAAUUAAACUUAAAGCACAUCUUGCAUAUAAAUACAAAAAAGUUAAUUCAAAUAUUAGAAUUAAAGUUUUAAUAUUAUUAACAAGCAAUUGUAUUGAAUUAGAUAAUAAUAUAGCCUUAACAUCAACUACAAAAACAAAUAAAAAAUAUAGAUUAGAAAGUAGUAUUAGUAUAGAUAAUAAUUAUGAAAAUGUUUCUACUUCACCAAGCAAAGAAAAUCAAAUUAAUAAAAUAGUACUAAAAAUAGUUAUAGACAGAUCCUAUAGGCCAAUUAAUGGUAUUCAAAAAAAUUAUUCUAAUAUUCCUCAUCAUAUUAGUAUAUUUCUUGAAAAAGAAAUUAUUACAAUUGUUGAAGAUAUUGGCCCUGAAAAAAUAGCUGCUAUUAUAACAAAUAACGAGUCAAAUAUUU
Dentiscutata erythropus is the source of this 421-nucleotide messenger RNA. Lineage: Eukaryota; Fungi; Glomeromycota; Glomeromycetes; Diversisporales; Gigasporaceae. The record is from the annotation of a GenBank genome assembly.